AUGGCAACGAAAACUAUUAAUGAUGUUUCAAUCAACCAGAAGCUCAAGACUCUUGUUAGUCAAUAUGAAGAAAUUCACCCAUUGUCUAAACAAGCCCAUGAAAAGGCUAAAAAGUUACUUCCGGCCGGAAGUACGCGCUCUGUUCUCGUCUCUGAGCCCUUUCCAUUGGUGAUUAAGUCAGGACAGGGUGCUACAGUCACAACAGUCGACGACUUGACAUUCGAAGAUUUUGUAUCAGACUUUUCGGCGGGCAUAUAUGGGCACUCACACCCAGUUAUCAACAACGCAGUUCAAAAAGCUUUGGCCACCGGAUUCAGCCUUGGUGGUAUCACUGAAAAGGAAGCGGAAUUGGCACGAAUAUUGACUACCCGGAUUCCAUCAUUGGAGAAGGUCCGAUUCUGUAACUCUGGUACGGAGGCAAAUACAUUUGCUCUAGCAACUGCUUUGGCGCAUACAAAGCGGAAGAAAAUCCUCGUCUUCGAAAACGGGUACCAUGGUGGAACUAUAAACUUCGGCAUGAAAGACAAUCCGAUGAACCUUCCUCAUGAAUUCAUAAUCGGAGAAUACAACAACAUUUCCGCUACAAAGCCUUUGAUAAAGGAUCUCGCGGCAAUCCUAGUGGAGCCUCUUCAAGGUGCCGGGGGUAUGCAUCCCGCAACUCCAGAAUUUCUCGCUUUCCUCCGCCAAGCAGCUAGUGAAACGGGCGCUGUGUUGAUUUUCGAUGAGGUUGUCACAUCUCGUCUGCAUUAUCAUGGACUCCAGGGUUACUGGAAUAUCAUACCUGACAUGACAACUGUUGGCAAGUAUCUUGGUGGUGGAUUUCCAUUUGGUGCGUUUGGAGGUUCGGCUGCAAUCAUGGACAGGUUUGAUUCGACGGACAAGUCAAUCGCGCUUCAGCAUUCAGGAACUUUCAAUAAUAAUACAUUUACAAUGACUGCUGCCGUUGCUGCCGCAAACUUAAUCACUGCAGAUGAGCUGAAGCGUUUGAAUGCAUUGGGUGAUAGGUUUCGCGAGCAGGCGGCGCUCCUUAUUCAAAAAGCCGCUUUCCAUAAGUUGAGGUUUACUGGGUUUGGGAGUGCGAUCGGGGUACAUUUCUCUGGGGGAAAUUCGGAAGACUUGAUGAAUUCCUUUUAUUUCUCGUUGAUUGCGAAUGGGAUCAUCAUUGGGCGAAGAGGAUUUAUGUCUUUGAAUUUGAUGCACAACGAGGCCUCGAUUGAUCGAUUGCUUGGAGCUGUGGAUAGCUUUCUGCGUUUUAUUGCUGAAUGA
This is a messenger RNA of Penicillium angulare, 1266 nucleotides long. Its product is annotated as acetylornithine aminotransferase. Gene Ontology annotation, molecular function: pyridoxal phosphate binding; transaminase activity. The coding region runs from base 1 to 1266 and encodes 421 amino acids. The record is from RefSeq and is a predicted model, not a curated record. The transcript is spliced from 2 exons. Lineage: Eukaryota; Fungi; Ascomycota; Eurotiomycetes; Eurotiales; Aspergillaceae.